AUGUCAAACGUUGUCGAUCUCGGAUUCUUCGACGCCAUUCAGGCUUCCAUGGAGAAUGAAGCGACCACCAAGGACAAUAUUCGCUCGGCUGUUCGCGAACUGGACAGGACCAACAGGAACAUCACAGCUGUCUUGAACCGCGUCCAUUCAAGCUCAAAGGACCAAGUACCAGCCCUUUGUGCCCAGGCCCGCAUUUACUUCUCGGAUAUCCAGACUCACAUCAGCGAUUUGACAAAACUCGUACCACCCCACCAAUAUUACAAAUACAACGGGCUUUGGUCAGGACCCAUGCAACAGGCUUGCUUCCUUGCGACGUUGACCAUGUACCUGGAGCAUGAGCGUCUGAUCACGGUCGAUGAGCUGGAAGGCUUUUUUGCCGUCAAGGUUGAUCUGGAUAACAACAUCACGGACUUUCAGAUCUCGGUCGAGGAAUUCUUGCAUGGAGUUGUCUCUUUGACCAACGAGCUGUCCCGAUUGGCAGUCAAUGCAGUGACAUCAGGAGACUUUACUCGCCCAGUCCGCAUUGGCAAGUUCCUAAAGGAGCUCUACAGCGGAUUCCAGCUCUUGAACUUGAAGAACGAUUCCCUCCGCAAGCGAUUUGACGGAAUCAAGUACGAUAUCAAGAAGGUGGAGGAGAUCAUUUACGACCUGACUGUGCGAAAGCUCGUUGUGGCGAACACGGAACCAGUUCAGGAAGUCAUCGGUACUGGAGCAGAGGUAUAG
Molecule: messenger RNA, 723 nt
Organism: Linnemannia hyalina
Lineage: Eukaryota; Fungi; Mortierellomycota; Mortierellomycetes; Mortierellales; Mortierellaceae
Source: the annotation of a GenBank genome assembly